AUUCAGUCUCUUCACUUGAGCUGUGAGCCUCUCAGACAGUCCAAAGAAAGUUUCAUUUGAGCAGCAGGCCACUCUCCUUUCUUCUGUGAAGACUAAAUAUUGUUAUGUUUUUCACACUAUGUGCUGAACGCCCGCAAUGCCAGAAAAUAUUUAACAGUUGUCAUCUUUGGAAGAGCAUCGUCGGUUCCAGUGGAACCUAUAGGACUUGCCGUAUCGUUUUGCACGAUCUAAAAACAAAUGCAAGAACUGCAGCAAUAACCAUAAAAGUUGGGGACUGGUGCAUCGCCGACUGCUCUUCGUCACAAUGCCUGUACAAGCCCCGCAAUGGACCGAGUUCCUCUUGUGUGACAUCUGCACACAAACAUUCGAGGAGACCCAUCGCAAGCCCAUCAGUCUGGGCUGUGGUCACACCGUGUGCAAAAUGUGCCUGAACAAACUGCAUCGCAAGGCCUGCCCCUUCGACCAGACGGCCAUUAACACCGAUAUCGAGCUGUUGCCCGUCAACACCGCCCUGCUACAGCUUGUCAGCGGACAGGUUCCAACCCCCCAACCGGUCACUUUACUGACAGCUGCAGAGGACAUCAAGAACUAUGAGGAGUCUCGCACAUGUGUGGAGGACCUGGCCCUUUACCUCAAACCCCUGAGCAACACCAGAGGUGCAGUGGUGAAUGGUGCCGCUCAGAGCGUGCUCAGCAGACCCAUGCAGAGGAAACUGGUGACCCUGGUUCACUGCCAGCUGGUGGAGGAGGAGGGGCGUAUCAGAGCCAUGCGGGCGGCCCGGUCUCUGGGCGAACGCACUGUCACCGAGCUCAUCCUCCAGCACCAGAACCCCCAGCAGCUCUCGUCUAACCUGUGGGCAGCAGUCAGAGCCAGAGGCUGCCAGUUUCUCGGCCCAGCCAUGCAAGAAGAGGCUUUAAAGCUUGUCUUGCUCGCUCUGGAAGAUGGCUCAGCCCUCUCACGAAAGGUUCUGGUAUUGUUUGUGGUCCAAAGACUCGAACCACGCUUUCCUCAGGCCUCAAAAACUAGCAUUGGGCACGUGGUGCAGCUCCUAUACAGGGCCUCCUGCUUCAAGGUGACAAAGCGCGAUGAGGAUUCGUCUCUAAUGCAACUAAAGGAGGAGUUUCGCACAUACGAGGCUCUCCGGAGAGAGCACGACUCACAGAUCGUACAGAUCGCUAUGGAGGGUGGACUACGUAUCGCCCCUGACCAAUGGUCCUCUUUGCUGUAUGGGGACCAGUCUCAUAAAUCCCAUAUGCAGUCUAUUAUAGAUAAGUUACAGACGCCGGCAUCCUUCGCUCAGAGCGUUCAGGAACUAACCAUAGCCCUGCAAAGAACCGGAGAUCCAGCCAAUCUGAACCGGCUCAGACCUCAUCUGGAGCGGCUGGCUGAUAUCGAUCCCAGUCCAGAUGCCCCUGCACCCACAUGGGAGCAGCUAGCCAAAGGGUUAGAAGCGGUGCGUACAGUGGUACAUGGCCUGGUGGAUUUCAUCCAAAACCACAGCAAAAAAGCAAGUGAUCAGCAGCAGCCAUCCCAACACAGCAAGUUCAAGACCUACAUGUGCCGGGACAUGAAACAGAAAGGAGGGUGCCCUCGCGGAGCAAGCUGCACCUUCGCCCACUCUCAGGACGAACUGGAAAAGUACCGCAAGAUGAAUAAACGCUUGGGAAUGCGGCGUCAGCUCAGCCAGUCCUUGACCCAGCUGAACGAGAUCGACCUCCCCUCGGGUUUGUUUACUGAGGAGAUCUCGUUGAUCGAGGGACUUCCGCGCAAGUCCGCCUCCAUCACCAACGGCAUUUUAGCAGCAGGCCCUGGAUCCACUCUGGCCCACUUGGUUUCCAGAGGUUCAGAUCCGUUGUAUGACCCAUCCCACAAGCCAGGAAAGAUGGACUCGGGGAGCCAUAGCGCACCGGGAUCACCUCCAGACUCCAGAUUGGAAUGCAUCCCAAAAGCAGGAAUGAGCAUAAGUUCCCACUCCAGGAUGGCAGGCGAUGGCGUAGUUGGACAAAAGCACAUGUCUGCAGUUCCUCGAGUUCCUCACAUGUAUCCACCACACCAAUCUGACAUUUACUACUCUGAAACCAGAGGACCACCACCACCAUCCUCUCAAUAUGAAUCCUCCCAGUACCCAGCAGGUAAUCCUUACCCUCACCAUCACGCCCAUCCACGCUACGCCCGUCACCCUGCUCCACCUCUUGAUCCAGGCAUGCCACCUUAUCAAGACACGUAUUCAAGCUCUUACACCUCAGAACGCCAGUAUUCCAGCUCCCAUUACGGAUACCCCUCCCACCACGACGGACGGCGCCACCCGGCCUACGCAGGUCACGCCCAUCCCCAAGCGUUUCCACGGGAGGAGUUAGUGAAGAGGAGUCCGGCACCCUUGGAUGUCCCACCACUACAGUCCCAAAACGCCACCUCAUACCUUCCAGAAUCAGCUCAGGAGAGAUACGCGUCGGAAAACUAUAACCACUCUAGGAAUUAUCACAGGAGUGCCUAUGCUCGUUCGCAACCCUCCCUAGACUACCUACACCGCCGCCGACAGGAGAUCAUGGCUCAGCUAGAGGACAGAAAGGUCUCCCCUUCGCCGUUCGGCUCCACAACCUCACUCACACACUCGUACGACCCCAGCUACCCACAGGACACGAGGGGACAAAGUCAUUAUAUGGAGGAGAACUCCUACGGUUUCGGACAUGGCAGAGAGCAGGACUACACUGCCCCAUAUUCACCUUGGUCAUGCGACACCAUUGGGUCUUACAUCGGCAGCAAAGAUAUGAAAUCCAAAGAGGGCAUGAGCUCAAUGGAACCAAAUCCAGACAAAGGCAGAGGGAUAAGACCCCACGGGUUGGAGGUUCAGCGCAGAGCCGCAGACGCCAAAGACGAUGACCCCAUCAUUCCCUUUGGCUCGCUGCCGACCGUGUCUCGCUUCGGUGCCAUCUCGCGCACGUCUAAACCAGGCUACCCGCCAAACAGCCCGAUGCCAAACCCAGCAAAACAUACAGCUUCUGCAGCUGACUACGCUUACGGAAACCACAGCGGGUGGAGCGGGGACUCCUACCAGCACCACCAGAUGUCUCAAGGGCAAUUCAGCGAGCGGUCCGGUCUGUCCCCGGCGGUCCAGGCACGGGAGCAACUGAGGAAGGAGCUGCAGCAGGUCAACCAGCAGAUCAAUCAACAGACGCAGAGCCGCGGGAUGGAGAACUCGAGCUCUCGAGCUGACUGGUCAUCUGGGAGUCUGUCGAGCGAACAGCUGAGUCUAGAGCUUCACCAGGUGGAGCGAGAGAUCGACAAGAGGACACAGGAGAGGGCCAUGGACAACCACGAGGGCAAGUACAAGCUCGUGUCAGUCGAAAAUGGCCAGGACGCUAUGAGGCGAGACGAGCACCCACUGACUCUCAGUGAGGGCUCCAAUGGACUCCCGCAAGACCGCAGUCUCAUGAGCAGCAGCAUGUCCUCCCUGACCAGCAAAACAUCAUCUCUCAGUUUGUCCUCCGAGCAAGUGGCCAGCAGUCCUGAUCUGCCCAAGAACGGAGUUCACACCUAGACCACAUCUCUUUCUACCUCAGCCAUCACCGACCCAUCUCUGGAGCUCUUGCUAACCCACCGACUCGUCUAUCCCAGGUUAACUCGUCUGCAACAGGGUACUUCGCAUACCCAGCCAUCUUUUGCACUUCAGUUUCACUUCCAUCUCAAAUGUGGGCGGAGUCCAGCAGGAUUCGCCAUGCGUGAGCUUCGACAGACUUGCGCAAUCACGGCCCACAUUCAGUUUCCCGAAUCUCUUCGCAGCAGUAUCUGCUGUCGAGCGCUUUCAUCAUUUUUUUAAAUUCUGUGAAUCACGUUUUCCUGAAACAAGCCUUUAUUCAUUGCCUUGUAAAUCAGGGUGAAUAGGAAAUAUACUCAGUCUUAAGUUUUUAUUAGGCAACAGUUGACAGUAACGAUGAUUUUUUGUUACGUUGUGGUUUAUUUUGUAAUUGGAAGUCCACUUUUUUAGCACAACAUGCUACUUUUUGGUAGUUGCGUUGUAGCUCGGUGUUUACACAGCAUUCAAGAACCAUUUUACAAAAACUACGGACCUGUCGCAUAUUUAUCCAAUAGCCAGCCACCAAAUAAUCAUUCAUGUUUUAUAUGUCAGGCUUUAAACAAAUCCGCUUUUUUUGAGGCUGAAUGCAGUGUCUAAUGGAAUGGACAUCAUGAUUCAACUUUAUAAACCCAAAUGUUUGCCAAAUUAAUUUUAAUUCAGUACAUUCCCACAAAUACACAAAAGCCCAUGGGAUUUCGAUUGAACUUCUCCUUUUUCUUCGUCUUUUUAUGUAGAUUCAUUGAUACUGUCCUCAGGGAUUAUUUAUUUAUUUUCCAGACACACAUCAAAUGUUCCUACUUAAAUCUAAUAUAAAUGGGUAUAAAUGACAUUUUCCAUCCUGAGGAUGGAAACAGGUGCGUUAUGAUAAAAAGAUACAUUCUGUUUUAAGAAUACGUAUGUAAUGAUUGCUCUUCACUUUCUUAGUGAAAUACAUCUCGUUUAUGUGCGUUUUUUUUUUUUUUAAGGUAACCAAGAAGUGCAUGGAUGUUGAUGUUCCAUCCAAAAGAAUAGACUUUGAUCCUUUUAUAGCUACCAUAAGACUCCAUUCUCAUUUCUUUUGGCUUUGAAGUUUAAAGAACUUGGCCGGGUUCAAUCGAAUUCCCAUACAAAUCCCCUACAGGCCUCGGCUCUGUUGAUCCGAGGCAUCGUUGAGCAUCUUGUCCAUUCCACACCUAAGAUCUUUCAAUAUUUUUACACGGUCGGCAUAUUUUAUAUUUAUGCAUUACUGACCAGAUUUUUGGCUGUAAUGUUGUUGGGUUUGAACAUAAUGGGGUAGCUAAACAUCAUUGGCUGUUAAAUUUAGUCGAUAUAAAAAAAUCAGGUUGUAGUUUAACGUAACACUCAUUUGGCCUUUUGCUAAAACUGACGGAAACCAUUUUUUUUUUUCAAUUUUUCAAUUUUUCAAUAUUUUUUUUUCAAACGGUAGUAUUAUGCGACAUGGUACAAUAGACAACUAUUCUUAUCAGUAAAGCAUUAUCAAACUAUUUCUAAAAUAUUUCAUAUUUGCCUCCUAACAUAUCAUGUUAUCGUCAGCAAAUGACUGCGAUUUUUAACGCAGCCGUCUCAAAAUCUCAAACUUGUUUUCAUCCAUGUGGACUUCCUUACGAAAACUUGCGAAACACUGUCAUGCUUUUGUAACUUGGCUUGAAGUUUGAAAGUAGUUUAUUUUUAUUUUAUUUCUGCCAGUAUAUAAUGGUCUCUUGAGACACGCUAUCACGAUCUUAAAAGCACCUAUUAUGGUGAAACUCGCAGUUGCUAAUGUUUUUACAUUCAUUCUUUAGUUAUCGUUGUUAUGGUGUUACUACGGCUUUCGACGUUAAAGCAAUCGUCAAGAUUGGAUAUUACGACUUUGUUUAGACAACAAAUGUAGAUCUGUGUGGCACAGUGUGGAAUGUAUAAACAGUACGAAUUUACCCGGACUUCGUUCGAAAGAAAGGCAGAAGCUCUUUUGUUGUUGGUUUGGAGCCCUUUCAAUGGAUUAUGGAUCAGUAAUUUAAUAAAAAAAUUGUCAAAAAACACUUUGUUAGGUUAAGCUUAUCGGAAUUUGUUUGGGAACCAGAUCAAUUUCUGUGUGAUCAUCAAAAAAAAAUUUUUAAGGAACACCUCUGUAUUUAUCUCAGGGUUGAUUUUCAGUAUAUUUAGGCGUAAACGUCUUUUUCCUGUCGCGUUGUUGCGCGCGCAUCUAUCCAGGACUUCGCUUCAACACUUGAAGACAUCAAGACUGUGCCUUUAUACAGAUAUUAAUUUGUUGGGUAUAUAAAUGUAGCCAAACGAUCUUUAUUUAUAAUAUUUCCAAAUCUUCUCAGUCUUCUAUGUCAGCAUUUAUAUUAAAUGAUCUCUUCAAAUCUGCAGGCUUUCAGACCGCCAACUGAGUACUGCCUAUCCUUUCUGAGAUAAAGGAAAUUAUUGCCAGGUCAUUUGUUUUUUGUUGCCAUUUUGUGUAUCGUCAUGCAAGUGAAUUUGAGUAUUUAAGCAUGGUGUGAUGGUGAUUGGCCUGAAAUCGAACAGGUAAACGAGCCUGUUAAUGUGUCGUGUGUAUUUUGAAGUCUUUUAAUUGAAUAUCAUGGAGUAUUUAAUGUCCAAUUUACGUAUUUAAUAAUGUCAUAGGAGAUACGUGUAGACCGUACCUAACCGAGACUGUCGUUCGAUGUUUCCUCGAAAGAAACGCAGAAGGGCUCGAUUUGCUGUCGUUUUGAAAUAAUCGUCAGCCGUUUAUACAUUUGCAACCACUUUUAACGUAUUGUUGCAAAGCAACAUUUACAGGAUCUCCCCAUGAGCCAAAGGGGAUCACAUUCGAUUUUAACGGAAAACCAAAACGGGUGAAUCUUACGAAACGAAGAUGAUUUACAAAUAAUGUUGUACUUUGUAAUUAAGCAAAGGAAACAUAUUUUGCAGAAAGAGAAAUUCUCAUUAAUGUAAUUCAACAAAAAUAAAAAAUAAUAAAAAUGGAAAUAUACACAAUUAUUACAAAAAUGUUACAAUGCUAAAGCCUAAAAUAUGCUUAAUUUUUUUAUGCAAAAUAUAUAUUUUGUUUUGUAAGAUUCACCCAUUUAAUGCUGACAUAAACAAUGUCUUAUUUAUGAUUAAUGUCCAAUUAAAAAAAUACUUUUUUGCUUAUUGUGAUUUUUGACUUUAAAAUUUGAACGAAGUGUUAAUGAGUGUUGAAUGUCAUAAACCUGCAAAAAUUUAAUAGGAAUUGGUAAAAUUUGAUAGUAGGUUUUUUUCUACAAACAAACAAACGGUUUGUUCCCCAUGUUCAGGGGAAAUGUCCACAUUGCACACACAUAUGCGUAAGAGGAUAUUUCAGUUACUUGAAAACAAGGGUUGUGCACACAAACAAGCUUUAGUGUUUUAGCUUAUAGCUGUAGUAUGUAGUUUUGAAACGAAUGAUCGAUUGUGCGCGUGUUUGUCCAAUGGGAGUGCUGUGUUCACCUCAUUUCUGUAUUGUUUGUUCCCACUGAAACAUUGCUUGUUGCUUGCACUCAUAUUGACUUUUUUUUGUGAAAUGGGGUGUUGCGUUGUGAUCUGUUCACCAUGAUUCUUAACAUUGGGAAAUGUAAUAAUUUGCGAUGGUUUCUCCCAUGUUAUUUCAUGAUAGACUUCUUAAAUUAAGGUACACUUUAACGUAAGAAAAUAGAUGUUUGUAUAUUAUACUCCAUUAAGGAAUGUUUAGAAUUAUAUUUCUCCAAUGUGGAUGUAGUUGUAAUACAGUUUUUCUUUUUGUACAAGAAUUCACUGUGUGAAAUUUCGGAUUGCAUUUUUUGUAUAAUACAAUAGCUUUUCUUCUGUAAGAGGGCAGGGGUAUUACUUACUGGAUUUUGGAAUUAGAUAUUGAAAUUAUUUAAUAAGAAAUGUAUUUUAUUUGCAGCAGUGAUUCUGGCAUGGAUUAUGAAUAAAUGAUAUUAAAUGAAA
Molecule: messenger RNA, 7486 nt
Organism: Paramisgurnus dabryanus
Lineage: Eukaryota; Metazoa; Chordata; Actinopteri; Cypriniformes; Cobitidae
Gene: rc3h1a
Product: ring finger and CCCH-type domains 1a
Biological process (GO): protein polyubiquitination; nuclear-transcribed mRNA catabolic process, deadenylation-dependent decay; ubiquitin-dependent protein catabolic process
Cellular component (GO): cytoplasmic stress granule
Molecular function (GO): RNA stem-loop binding; mRNA binding; double-stranded RNA binding
Source: RefSeq, a predicted model, not a curated record